CGUUGGCGUGAUGACGUAGGGCCCGUGGAAGUGCGGAUUAGGGCGCAGGUUUAGAAAUAGCGCGGGGCCGAGGUUCCCCGUGGCUCCCCUUGGCCUUUGGGAUUGCUGGUUCUGCCGUUUCCGUUCCGCCCUAUCGGGGAGCGAGAAGAUUAGGAGGGGUUUUGUAGGGGCAGGGCUGGAGCCCCUGAAGCGCCUCAGGGCAGGGCUGCGGCCCGGAAGAGGGGAACAGCCCAGAGAGUAGGAGAAGGUAGGGGCCCCCGCAGACAGGGUCUGAACCGGCUGGCACCAAGGGUGGUCCCGCGGAAGAACGAGGGCAGCCGCACUAUGUUCGGGGCCCGGUGCCUGCUCCGACCCCUGCGCUCCUGUUCUUCCGCUCCCUGCCCGAAACACAAACCUCCAGCCAAACUGAGAGUGCGGGACGCUCUCCGAGCUCAGAACACGAGUGGGGAGCGCGUUAAGGUCCAGGGAUGGAUUCGUUCAGUCCGGUCCCAGAAAGAAGUCUUGUUCCUGCAUGUAAAUGAUGGAUCAUCUUUGGAAAGCCUUCAGGUUGUUGCAGAUCCAAGCUUUGACAGUAGAGAAUUGGCUUUUGGGAGUUCUGUGGAAGUUCAAGGGCAGCUGGUAAAAAGUCCAUCCAAAGGACAAAACAUGGAACUGAAGGCAGAAAAAAUUGAAGUAGUUGGAAAUUGUGAUGUUAAGACUUUCCCUAUUAAAUAUAAAGAGAGGCAUCCUCUGGAAUAUUUGAGACGGUAUCCUCACCUUAGGUGUAGGACUAAUGUUCUGGGUUCUAUAUUGAGGGUUCGCAGUGAAGCCACGGCUGCCAUUCAUUCUUUCUUUAAGGACAAUGGCUUUGUGCAUAUUCAUACCCCAAUAAUAACAUCCAAUGACUGUGAGGGGGCUGGAGAACUUUUUCAAGUUGAACCUUCAAGCAAAAUGAAGGUAUCUGAGGAGAAUUUCUUCAAUGUUCCUGCUUUCUUGACUGUCUCAGGACAACUUCAUCUAGAAGUGAUGUCAGGAGCUUUUACUCAAGUGUUUACCUUUGGUCCAACGUUCCGAGCUGAGAAUUCACAGAGCCGGAGACACCUGGCAGAGUUUUAUAUGGUAGAAGCAGAAAUUUCUUUUGUUGAGAGCCUUAAAGAUCUCAUGCAGGUUAUGGAGGGGCUCUUCAAGACUACCGUAAUGAUGGUUCUCUCAAAUUGUCCUGAAGAUGUUGAACUCUGUCACAAAUUCAUAGCUCCUGGCCAAAAGGAUAGAUUAGAACAUAUGCUGAAAAACAACUUUUUAAUCAUGUCUUAUACUGAAGCUGUGGAAAUCUUAAAGCAGGCAUCCCAGAACUUCACCUUCACCCCAGAGUGGGGCACUGAUCUACACACUGAACAUGAAAAGUACUUGGUGAAGCACUGUGGCAACAUACCGGUCUUUGUCGUUAAUUAUCCAUUAGUGCUCAAGCCUUUCUACAUGAGGGAUAAUGAAGACGGCCCUCAGCACACAGUUGCUGCUGUUGAUCUCCUGGUCCCAGGAGUUGGGGAGCUCUUUGGAGGAAGCCUCAGAGAGGAACGGUACCAUUUCUUAGAGCAGCAACUGGCUAGAUUAGGACUGACAGAAGCCUACCAAUGGUAUCUGGACCUUCGUCGAUUUGGAUCCGUGCCACAUGGAGGUUUUGGAAUGGGAUUUGAACGCUACCUGCAGUGCAUCUUGGGAGUUGACAAUAUCAAAGAUGUUAUCCCUUUUCCAAGGUUUACUCAUUCGUGUCUUUUAUAGCUAGAUGUUUCGUUAAGGACAAUCACCCUGUAGCAGAGACACUGCACAUGAAUAUGCAUGCAGGGCAUUGCAUGUUUGGAUUUUAGAAAUGCAGACAUUUUCAAUGUGUAAUUGUUUUGCUAUAAAGUAUAGCAUAUGAAAAAUAGAAAUGAUCGUGAUUUUCUUAGAAAGUUAAGGGCACUUCAUGGAAAGAUGAACUCCCCCAAGAAGAGGUACCCAAAGCAAGUAGAACCUCAAAUCUAUUACCUCAAUUAAGAAGAAAUGAAGAAAUUGAACUAGAUAGUCUCGAAGGCCCCUUCAGACUCUAAGACAGGAUGAGAUUGUGUAUUUUACUUUGUCUUUACUCAUUAGAUCACUGGCCUCGUGUAACCUUUGAUAAACAACUAGUAGCUAAAAAUAAAAUGUUGGAUCUUUUCUCCCUUGCUGUUUAACUUGUGACUAAUUCCCAUCUUAUUCUGAGUGUUUUACUAAACAUUACAGAAGAAAAUAGUCCUUCUUCAGGUCUCAUCCAAAUAGUAUUAAUUGGCAUAAUGAAAUUGCUACGUGAAUUGAAAUCUUUCUUCAAACUACAUGAAAAAAUCAUAUUUAACGACUGUCUUUAAGUACCAUCGAGUCAGUUCCGACUCAUACUGACCCUUUGUACAACAGAGCAAAAUACUGCCUGAUCUUGCCCCAUCCUCACAAUCGUUGCUGUGGUUGAGCCCAUCAUUGCAGCCACUGUGUCAGUUUCUCACUGAGGGUCUUCUUCUCUUUCCCUGACCCUCUGCUUUACCAAGCAUGAUGCCCUUCUCCAGAGACUGUACCCUCCUGAUAACAUGUCCAAAAUACAUGAGACAAAGUGUCUCCAUCCUCGCUUCUAAGGACCAUUCUGGCUAUACUUCUUCCAAGACAAUUUGUUCUUCUGGCAGUUCAUGGUAUAUUUAAUAUUCUUUGCCAGCACCAUAAUUCAAAGGCAUCAAGUCUUCUUCAGUCUUCCUUAUUCAUCAUCCAGCUUUCACAUAUAUUCAAGGCAUCUGACAACACCAUGGCUUAAGUCAGGCACAUCUAAGUCCUCAAAGUGACAUCUUUACUUCUUAACACUUUAAAGAGAUCUUUUGCAGCACAUUUGCCCAAAGCAAUACAUUGUUUGAUUUCCUGACUGCUGCUUCCAUGAGCGUUGAUUGCAGAUCCAAGUAAAAUGAAAUCCUUGACAGCUUCACUAUUUUCUCCAUUUAUCAUGAUGAUUUAACAACUUUUGGUCUUUGAUUAAGGAUUCCUGGUGGCACAGUGGUUAAGCGCCUGAUAGCUAACUGAAAGGUCGGUGGUUUGAACCUACCAGCCACUCAGCAGGAGAAAGAUGAGCAAUCUGCUUCUGUAAAGAUUUACAGCUUUGGAAACCUACGGGGCAGUUCUACUCUGUCCUGUUGAGUCACCAUGAGUAGGAACCAACUCGACGGCAGGGGGUGUGGGUUGGAUCUUUAAUUAGGAUCCCUAGGUGGCACAAACAAUUUGCACUCAACUACUUAGCCUAAAGGUUGGCAGUACAAAGCGGUGCCACAGAAAAAAAAAGCCCUGGCAAUCUGCUUCUGUAAAGAUUAUAGCCAAGAAAACCCUAUGGAGCAGUUCUACUCUGGCACACUUGGGAUCACCAUGAAUCAGAAUCUACUUGACGGAAGUGGGUUUCAUUUUUGGUCUGGUUCUUUAACUGUAAAAACUAAUGAGAUGUUUUGGAGCCCUGGUGGCACAGUGGUUAAGAGGUCAGCUGCUUAGAAAUAGAACCAUCAUACUCCUCAGAAUGUAUGCUAGAGAAAUAAGAGCCUUCACACAAACAGAUAUAUGCACACCCGUGUUCAUUACAGCACUGUUUACAAUAGCAAAAAGAUGGAAGCAACCAAGGUGCCCAUCGACAGAUGAAUGGAUAAAUAAAUUAUGGUAUAUUCACAUAAUGAAAUACUACACAAUGAUUAAGAACAACGAUGAAUCCAUGAAACAUAACAUGGAGGAAUCUGGAGGCGUUAUGCUGAGUAAAAUUAGUUGCAAAAGGACAAAUGUUGUAUGAGACCACUAUUAUGAGAACUCAAGAAAUAGUUUAACACUGGUACACUGCUGGUGGGAAUGUAAAAUGGUAUAGCCACUUUGGAAAUCAAUUUGGCACUUCCUUAAAAAGCUAGAAAUAGAACUACCAUACGACCCAGCAAUUCCAGUCCUUAGAAUAUACCCUAAGGAAAUAAGAGCCUUCACACGAACAGAUAUAUGUACACCGAUGUUCAUUGCACCACUGUUUACAAUAAUAAGAUGGAAGCAACCAAGGUGCCCAUCAAUGGAUAAAUUAUGAUACAUUCACACAAUGGAAUACUACACAACAAUUAAGAACAAUCAUGAAUCUCUAAAACAUUUCAUAACAUGGAGGAAUCUGGAGGGCAUUAUGCUGAGUGAAAUUGUCAGUUGCAAAAGGACAAAUAUUGUGAGACCACUAUUACAAGAAAUCUAGAUAAAGUUUAAACCAAAACCAAAAAAAAAACCCACAGCGAUUAAGUCGAUUCUGACUCAUAGUGACCCCAUAAGACAGAAUAGAACUGCCCCAUAGAGUUUCUAAGGAGCACCUGGCGGAUUUGAACAGCCCACCUCUUGGUUAGCAGCUGUAGCACUUAACCACUACGCCACCAGGAUUUCAAAAAUUUAAACACAAAUUUUUUCGUUUUUUGUUUUUUAAGUUUAAACACAGAUGAAAAUAUUCUUUGAUGGUUACAAGGGUGGGGAGGGAGAGAGAGGGAUAUUUACUUACUACAUAGUAGACAAAAAAUUUUUUUUAGGUGAAGGGAAGGGCAACACAUAACACAGGGAGAGUCAGUGCAACUGGACUAAACCAAAAUCAAAGAAGUUUCCUGAAUACAACCAAAAGCUUUGAAGGCCAGAGUAGCAGGUCUGGGGACCAUGGUUUCGGGGGACAUCUAAGUCAAUUGGCAUAACAAAAUGUAUUAAAACAUUCUGCAUUCCACUUUGGUGAGAGGUGUCUGGGGUCUUGAACGCUACCAAGUGGCCAUCUAAGAUGCAUCAAUUGGUCUCAGCCCACCUGGAGCAAAGGAGAAUGAAGAACACCAAAGACAGAAGGUAAACAUGAGCCCAAGAGACAGAAAGGGCCACAUAAACCGGAGACUACAUCAGCCUGAGACCAGAGGAACUAGAUGCCGCCUGGCUACAACCAAUGACUGCCCUGACAGGGAACAUAACAGAAUCCCUAAUGUAGCAGGAGAACAGUGGGAUGCAGACCUCAAAUUCUCAUAAAAAGACCGGACUUAAUGGUCUGAAUGAGACUUGAGGGACGCCAGAGGUCAUGGUCCCCAGACCUUUUGUUAGCCCAAGACUGGAACCAUUCCUGAAGCCAACUCUUCAGACAGGGAUUGGACUGGACUAUAUAGGGUCGCUAUGAGUGGUAAUCGACUCGACAGCAACGGGUUUGGUUUUGUUUUAUAAGACAGAAAGUGAUACUGGUGAGGAGUGAGCUGCUUGGAUCAAGUAGACACAUGAGAGUAUGUGGGCAGCUCCUGUCUGGAGAUGAAAUGAGAAGGCAGAGGGGGACAGGAGCUGGUUGAAUGGACACAGAACACGGUGGAGAGGAGUAUGCCGUCUCAUUAGGGGAAGAGCAGCUAGGAGUACAUAGCAAGGUGUAUGUUAAGUUUUUGUAUGAAAGACUGACUUGAUUUGUAAACUUUCACUUAAAGCACAAUAAAAAAAAAAAAGAGAUCAGCUGCUAACCAAAAGGUCAACAGUUGGAAUCUAUCAGGCGCUCCUUGGAAACCCAAUACAGCAGUUCUGUUCUGUCUCAUAGGGUGAUUGUGUGUCAGAAUUGACUCGAUGGCAGUGGGUUUUAAUGGGUAAUGAGAUGUUGCAUUAAUUGUUUAAACUUUUUAAUCACUGUUUUGUUAUAGUUUAGUUCAUAUUAGAUGUUAUAACUUCUCUAAUAGUCAUUAAAAUGAUUUUUAAUAUUCUGGGGAAAAAAAGCAGCAGUUAUAUUUUUCAUUCUCUUUAGUCCUUUCCCAAUGAAAUUGAAAGAAAGAUAUUUUCCAUCCAAGAUGAGGAUGUCCAGGUCCUAUGAAAAUAUGGUGGUGCAGUAGUUAAGAGUUCAACUGCUAACCAAAAGGUCAGCAGUUCGAAUCCAUCAGCCGCUCCUUGGAAAUCCUAUGGGGCAGUCCUACUGUGUCCUAUAGGGUCGCUAUGAGUCAGAAUUAACUCGACAGCAGUGGGUUUGGUUUUUUUUUUCUGUAGUACAUGGGUUAUUCUAGAGUCAAAAGUAGUGUGAUAUAUUAGAGUGUGAAGAACUUAAGACCUGACAGUUGUGGCACUUACAUGUAUGAUUUUAGACACUAACUUAACUGUGUGAACUCAAGUAUCAUUUUCCCCACAGAGUUGAUGUGAUUAUACAACAGGGUAAAUGGAUGUGUAUUUCUGUAUCUGUUUAAAACUAUGAAAUACAACACAGGCUUUUUUAAACUUUACUUUUAGUCUUCCCUGAGUUACACGUAUGUGGAUCUAUAACAAAUUGUAUACUCAGUAGAAUCUGUAUGUAUCAAAUAUUUGUAAAAGGGCAUGCAUCCCCAAAUAAUCAAAUUCCUAAGGCUCGUUAGAUGACUUUUGUUAGGUUAUUCCUAAUGAAUGUGUACGUACACUUUAUUUUAACCUAAUGGAAAAAUCAAACAUCUGAAAAGAAAAGAACUGCAGAAUGUCAGAGUUGGAAGACACCUCUGAAGUUGUCAAAGUCAACCUUCUACCUAAUAGGGAGAGGUCCUAUGUACUUGGAUGCUUGGUUUUCCAUCCUCUUCUUGACAAGGAGCUUGGCAUUCUGCAAAAUAGCUCAUUCCAUUUCUGAGUCUAAUUGGUAGCUCUUGCUAAGCUAAAAAAAAUCUCAGCUCAGGUCCCCUUCCCUGGAACUUUAGUCCCUUGUGAUUAGUUAGAUACCAAGUUCAGGACAGGAUAAAAGGAAUGACUGGGGUUUCCAUAAGGCUUGCCUCAGUGAGUUAGAGAAAUUCAUUUGUUUAUUCAACAAAUAUUAUUUGAGUUUCUAUAUGCCAAGAAUUGUGGUAGGUGCUAGAUAAACAGUAGUGAACAAGAUAAAAAUGACUCCAACCUUCAUGGAAUUUACAAUCUAGUGGAGAACAUGUACAAUAAAUUAAGUAAACAAAUGUUUAUUAUUUCAAAUUAUGGCACAUGCUAUUAUAUAAAGAACAGGGCAGGUGUACAUAAGCUUACUACAGGAGGCACUUCUGAAAAAGUGAUAUUUAUUUAACCUUAGACAUGGAAGAUAAAAAUGCAGAAACCAUUUAAAAAUACUUGCAGCAUCAGCCAAUAUUGAUUUGGCAUUCAAGUCUUAAUUAAUAUCAUUAAUUUUGUAGGGCAAGGAUCACAAACAUUUGCAAACUCCAAGCCUGGAAGCAGUAUAGUUUCCAAGGCUACUGGGAAUCAUGCCUCUAAGUAAUUUUUCAGGAACCAGAUAGAAUUAUAAUGUUAACAUGAUGGCAUGGCAUCAAAAAUAAAUGGGAAGACUGCUAAAUUAAGAGACACCCCAAGUUCUGUUCCCGGCACUGCCAUUAAUUAGCUGUGGAUCAUUAGCAAGCCAGAUAACCUUUGUGGCUUCCAGUUAUUUCAUCUGCAGAACCAUCAUUUUCAAAUAGAUAAGCUCCAAGAAUCCGUCUAGCUGUUAAUCUUGUGUGAACCUGUGCUGGACAUAGUCACUAAGAACAAUUUAUUUAGAGUUUGACCUUUAUGCCACACUUAGUUCCCUGUUUUAGUACAAACUAGGUCUCUGAAAAUGUAUAUGGAAAUCAAAUCGCUGAAAGUUGAAUAACGGACUUAAGUGUUCAAGGUGGGUGUAUGUGCAAUCGGGGAAGGUCCUCAUCAAGGAGUCAAAAGUAUAUUGCUCCUUGUUUUUUGAUAGUGUCGUCGACAGUGUAUUUCCAGAACUUCCUACUUAUUUGUUCCUUCACAACUGAACGUACUGUAGUAUCUUAUUGAACCAAAUACUUGCUGCUUAUAGCAAGCCUAAUGAUUUCCAUAUUUGGCUUAGAAGUUCUAUUUUACCACUAAUUGAACAAAAAUAAAUACUGAUGUCAGACAAAGAUGCUAACAAUGCCAAAACAAAGCUCUUGCUUGCAGGCAGCAUCAACAGGAAAAAACUUGAAAUGUCCAUUUGUCAGCUUCUAUAUGAAUAUCUAGAUUCUACAUACAAAUGGCAUUUUAAAGAUGUCUAUGUAGAAUAAAUGAAAGCAUGGGUUUAACAAUCAAGAACAGUUUAUGCCAUAAUAACAUUCUUAUAGGGCUCAAUUUGUGAGUUAAAAGGUAAUUUGAAGGUGGGUUAAUUUUUUCCUGGAGUAACCAGUUUUUAGUGAGAGAAAAAUCACAUUCUAUUUUCCCAAAAUUUCCAAACAUCACCCCAAAAUAGUAACCUCAACCACCCAAAUAAGAGCAUAUUCUAAAAUGUAGAUGCUUUUUCCAUCAUUAAUCUGCUUUCUCAUUUCAAAUUUUGAAAUAGGUGAAGAAAAAUAGUUACUUUGCAUCUGGCUGUCCUCUUGCCUGGGGAAGUUGCGCUGUCAUAUUUUUUGGUCUGACAAGAACUUAAUUGUGUGAGUGAUCCAUUCCAGAUCUAGACAUUACUCCCCCACCCUGUGACCCAACCCAGAGACUCUUUAACUGUCACAGAGCAGCUAAGGAACAGCUUGACCUUUUGUCCCUCUCAGGCAGGAUCUGCCAGAAGCCUCCCUCUAUAAUGCUAUGCAUUCAUAGUCUCUAUAAAUUGAAUCUAGACAUUCAAGCAAGACUGAACAGGCAUUGAAAUGGCAAUUGGUGAGAUGGAUUAACUCUAGCCAUCUUUAAAUCUCUUGCUUCAGAUAAUUAUAGAUGAAAGAUGCUUACUUGGAUUGGAUUGCUAUUUAUUCAUAUAUUUAUUUUAGUAAGUAGUGAGGCAAGAACAUAAAAACGCACAGUUGAAAGACAGAUUGGCCUGGAUUGAAUUGAUAAGAAAUGUGUGGGACUUUUUGGCUUCUGAUCAAUAUUUGUAUUCAGUCUGCAAUCUAAAGUAUAUAUGAUAAAAAUAAAACAGGGUGUAAUUUCUUCCUAGUUUAUAUUCCAAAUUAAAGAUUUUAAAGAAGCAGAAAGUAACCUUAAUCACUUGCCCUGAAAGGAUUCCAUAGGACUUCCAUUAUUAGGUAAUGGUCAACAUCUAUCCAUAAACUUUGGCAUUCUGCCAUUGCCAAGAGCCCUAGAAUGCCACUCUGUUCAGCUAAACCACCAGUUAGCCCUUGUGCAGAGUUUGGUGUGCACUGAUUUUACAGGCAUUAUUAGCACAUUGUGUGGGUAGCUUCUGGGGGAACCUUGUAGAGAAGCCAGGAGUUUAGGUAGUUCAUAAACUGUCAUUCAGGCAACUGCUCAUUAAAUUGGCCUGGCCAUGAGUCUUCAGGAACUUCCUGCUGCACCUUUACUGGUCAUGAUUGUCAGUGAGCAAGCGACCACCCUCUGGGCAUUGCUUUACACUUUACAACAUAUUUUCAUGUAUCUUAUUUACUUAGUUCAACAAGACCAUAUAUUGUAAACUUAGUUCCUUUGUAUCUUACUAUUCCUCAAAUUCAUUUGGUUUGAUGGAUGAUUAAUUUAUUUGUUAUGAGGAAUUCCUAAUAUUGAGGGAAAAUUCAAAUAAACAAAGUUCAUUGCCUUUAACCUCCAAAGAAUCUGAAAGUGCAUCAAAACCUUCUAGUAACCUAAAAUCUUGCAUCUUGAGCCCCAGAGUUUACUGGGCAUAUUGCAAAACAAAUAUUUUGGCUUCUGACUUCCUUUGUCUGUACAGGGAGAAGAGACUUAAGGAUGUGAAGGAAGGUGAUGAUUGAGCUCAAACACAUUGUAGAAAAGCGAAACAGGAAUAUGAGGGCCCUGGACCCAACAAGGAGCCCUGGUGGUGCGGUUGUUAAGAGCUCAGGCUACUAACCAAAAAGUUGGCAGUUCGAAUCCACCAGCCACUCAUUGGAAUCCCUAUGGGGCAGCUCUAAUCUGUCCUAUAGGAUCACUAUGAGUUAGAAUCAACUUGACAGCAACGGGUUUUGUUUUGUUUGGGACCCAACAAAAACACUACAGAGUGCAGCUCUACUCUGCCCAGAUGGGGUCACCAUGAGCUGCAAUCCAUUCAACAGCAGCUGUUGUAACUGGUAUAGAUCCAGCAAUGUAUUUAAGCUCACUGUGCCUCAAUUUUUUAACCUCAGUUUUUUAAUGACUGUACUCACAUUUGCCCCAUCUUCCUCUUAGGGUCAUCCUAGAAUAUACAUAGAGAAGUAAAUGAAAGAACUUUGAUGAGAGUUGUGAAUAUUCUCCCCAAAGUGAUGGACCUUUGAUAUUUCAUGAUGAUACUAUGAGAACAGAAACUUGGUAGGCCCACCUAACAAAGGCUUUUUCAUGCUACAAGUAUACAUGUACACAGCAAGAGCUGUGUUUUGCAGAACCUAGGCUAUUUCUGGCUAUGACUCUUUAACUCAUGACCUUCUCUGUACACUGGCUCAACAAGAAUUGCUGGACUGGCGUUUUCCUAGGAUCCUAAGUUUGGAACAUCUCUUAGAGAUCAUACCCUUUCUCCAUCCGUGAUGCAUAAACUUGUCGUCGAUGUUGUUGUGUGCCACCAAGUCGAUUCUGACUCUCAGCGACCCAAUGGGACAGAGUAGAGCUGCCCCAUAGGGUUUCCUAAACUGUAAUUCUUACAGGAAUAGAUUACCAGGCCUCCCCUACCUACCCACGCAGAGUGACUGGUGGGUUCAAACCACUGACCUUUUGGUUAGCAGCCAAGUGCUUAACCAUUGCACUACCAGGGCUCCUUUUGAUGCAUAAACUACUCCCUCUGUAUUUUCCCCAAUUCCUAGUAUUUUCCCGUCUAUCCCUUCAGUGAAUCAGAACUCACUACCUUAAGAGAUAACUUUCCCAUCUCUGGAGAGCUCUCAUUGUUAGAAAGUUCUGCCCCAUAGGAGCCAAAACCUGCCUCUCUAUGCAAUGCAAAUGUCAUAAAUUAGAAACUUUUUCUUCUCCCCAGCCUUCUCCUCCAGUUGGGCAAUCUGUCCUUCCCCUGAAGUGCUGUACCCUGCUAGGUUAUUCUUCAGGCAGAAGAGACUGACAGGCAGAGCCUCCUUAAAAUGGGCUUCUGUAUUGGUGGAAUAGAAUGCUUCCCUCCACUGUUCACUCAGCAGCUACCCAAGUAUGUGAUAUCAGUCUUGAUAUUAGAACGGCUUUGAAGUCUCCAGUGCCUCCUUCCUAUCUGCCUUGCAGCUUGUAGUAGUUGUUCCUCUUCCUGUAUACAUAAUACUGCUGAAGAAUCUUAAUUACAGUUUCAGAAUGUUCAGGGACAAUCCCAACCCCUCUCAUCUGGGGAUUGCAGAAAUGAGCUUGGAUCAUAUACAGACAGCAUGAGGUGUUGUUGUUGAAGAACAGUAAAUUCUUUCACUCAGGGUGUGUGUACAUGUAUGUAUACAUUUCCUUUGCAGUGUAUCAAAAGGGAGGAACUGAUUUCUGUACAGAUAGGAUAUGGCCAGCCCAUAAUCUCUUUAAAUAUAAUUUCCAUCUCUCACAUUCUGCAUUAUAGGUUUUUGCAUCAGGGAACCGUUGGGUUAGAUUUCUGCCAGAAAAAUAUGCUGGAUAUUUCAUGUUUUGAAAGAGGUAUUAGACAUAGACGGAGAGGACCCUGGUUUAACUCUGACAUUCUGCUCACUAGCUAUGGAACCAUGAACAACUUAUUUAAUCUCUAAGUCUUUAUACCUAUCUUCAAAAUGAGGACAGUGCUUCUCUUACAGGGUGUCAUGAGAAUAAAGAUUGUAUGAAAGCUUUCAUAAACCGAAAAGCAUGCACAAAUGUAAGGUACCCCAAAUGAAACCUUUUCAAGACUUUAAAAAAAAAAACUAUGAACUAAGAUAUUUAUUGUAUGUUUGGAUGAAAUAUUUUAUAGCCAUUAAAAAUUAAAAGGGGCAAUGUGUUGAAAAGUUUUAAACAGAAUUUUAAAUUAUACAUUUUGAAUUACCACAGUGUAAAAGCUAUUGUACAUGGACUAGAAAAAAGUAAAGUCAGCUGAUUCAGGGCAGUGGAAUUGAGUGAAAUUUUCUUUAAAAAUCUCUCAAGUUUGUUCAGUUCAGUUCAGUAGACUUUCAGUGAGCACUUACUGUGCCAGGUUGGGUGCUAGACUACGUGAAUACAGAGAUAAAUAGGACAUGUUCUCUGGUCUUAAGGACUUCUGUUGUGUACAGUCUUUGUCAAAGUUUAUUGUGUAUAAGGGUCACCUGGGGAACUUAUUAAAAAUUCAGAUUAUCCUGGUCCCACCCCAGAAAGUCUGACUCAGGAGGUCUGGGAUGGAGCAGCCCACACUUUACAUUUUUAAAACCAUUGCCCCUAGUGAUUCUGAUGUAAGCAAUCGAAUUCCGUACUGUGAAGAACCUUCAGUGUGGUUUUAAUAUUUUUUACAGUAAAAGGUAAGUAAUAUAAUACAACUGUCCUUCUCAAUGAAGAAGAUACUGUAUUUUGAAUGAUCCGUCUGCACUCUUUAGCUGUUUUUUAUGCCUGUAUAUCAAGGAUGGGAGAACUGGCCUGCAGCGUGGUAUUACUCUGGACUCAUGCAGCAUAGAAUCUACCAACCUUUCUCCUCACUGUCUUUCUCUUCGCCAUCCUGUCCUGUUUUUUCUCUCUGUGUAUGUUUCUCUUCCAUCCUUAUCCCUGCUCUGCCUAGUAACACGGCAACAUCCAGGUGUAUUGUUUCUCAAAAAGCUUGGAAUAGGCUUAAAUAAAUAAAAUAAACCUGUGGAAAGCUUUGUAUCUUUAUGUUUAACUAUAAUUUAACUUUUCAUUGAUUUUUUUCCCGGUGGGUUAGCAGCCCUCAACAGAAAUUUUAAAAGGUUCCCAGCUGGGAUUCCUGUCCUGCCCAUCAGGUUGGGGUGUACCCUGCACCCUGACUCAGCACUGCUUGUCUCUGCAUGCCUGUGAAUGGGCUUGGGCGACUUUCUCUGGCUACACACCUGUCGCCUCCUAGUCACCCAGAAACAUAAUAUUAACAGCUCUAACUGUGCUAUCUGAGGCUAUGAGCUUUAUUUCAAGAGUGGUGACACUCCAAAAUGCAGCUAGAAUUUCUACAUUUUCAACUGUUAAUGUUCAUAUUACUUGAACCUCAGGAAACUAAGGGCUGGACGAUAUCUUUCAGACUCCCUUCUUUCAACACCUCAUACAAAUACUGGUCAUCUUAUGCCAUCAUUUGUCUUCUCUGCAAAAACAUGAGCUCCCUGAGAGCAGAGGAGAGAUGAGGGCACAUGUACCUUUGUAUCUACAGUGCCUUGGUUGGAGAAGAGUAUCUGGCAUGUGGUGAGCACUCAUUAAGUAACUGUUGAAUGAAUUAGGUAUCACUGAGGUAUCCAAAAAAAAAAAAAAAAGGAAGUAUAUACAUCACACAAAAGGAAAAUAUCCCUUAAAAAAUAAUUCUAAAACUGUCCUUUCCCUCGAUGUGUCUGAAAUAUUUCGUAAAUGUGUUAACUUGUCCUUCCAGUGUAAAUCCAAACCUAGAACAAUUCCUUGAACAUAGGACAAGACGUCAGGAAUCAAAAGUAAUUAUGCAAGCACAGCUAGUAAUCUGUCUUAAUGAUCUCUGUUACUAACUGACAGUGAGUUUCUAGGGUGUGAUCUCUCAGCAUUGUUUCUGGAAGACAGUGCCUUAAUAGACUUCUUCUCAAGUACAUGUCUGUAUUUUUCCUCAUUGUAUCCCCAGCAUCUAGCCAUAUACCUUGCAUACACUGCUCACUAAGUAUUUCUUGAAUGAAUGUAUUCAAUUAACAGAAGAAAUUCAAAAGCAAGUCCUAAAUGAUCUUAGUUGGAGCUGCUCAAAUUUUCAGUUAGUGGCAAGAUUUUUGCCUCCAAAUUGAAGUAGCUACUGCUUAAGACAAAACAAAAAACCAAAUCCAUUGCCGUUGAAUUGAUCCCGACUCAUAGUGACCCUAUAGGACAGAGUAGAACUACCCCGCCCAGUUUCUAAGGAGCGCCUGGUGGAUUUGAACUGCUGACCUUUUGGUUAGCAGCCGUAGCUCUUAACCACUAUAACACCAGCGUUUCUAGCUACUGCUUAGGAUCAUUUAAUUCAACAACAAAUGUUGAUCCCUAAACCCAUUGCCAUCCAGUCAGUUUCAACUCAUAGUGACCCUGUGGGACAAGAGUGAACUGCCCCAUUGGGUUUCCAAGGCUGUGAUCCUUAUGGGAGCAGACUGCCACAUCUUUUGUCCACUGAGCGGCUCUUAGGUUUGAACCGCCAACCUUUCAGUUAGCAGCCAAGCCGCUUUAAACGCUGCACCACCAAGAGAAACCAAAAACCAAACCCAUUGCCCUGGAGUCAAUUCCAACUCAUCGUGAUCCCACAGGACAGGGUAGAACUGCCCCAUAGGGUCUCCAAGGAGCAGCUGGUAGAUUUGAACUGCCGACCUUUUUGAUAGCAGCCGAAUGCUUAACUAGUGUACCACCAGGGCUCCACUUAUUCUAUGGGACACCCAAAGACAAGUAAAACCUAAGCCCUUAUGGUUUCAGUCCCCUGCCCCGGACAGACAGUUGAUAAUUUCCCUGUGCUCCCACAAUCCUUUGAACAUACCUCUAGUAAAACAUUGUUCACAUACUCUUGUAGGUGUCUGCCCACCCAUCUCUCUUCCCCAGAAAAACCUUGACCUUCUUAAGACCCUAGUCUUAUUCAUCUUGGUAUCUUUAUGCUGAAUGCAAGGUAGUAGGUACUCAGAAAAUCCUUACUGAGAACUGAAUGACAAGUACAUAAAUAACCAUUACUAAACAACAUGUAUUUUAAUAGAAAUGUAUUUUGUAUUUGAAUAGAAACAUAUGCUUUUCUAAGUGUUUUCAGAGUUGCAAAUGAUAGAUACCGGGUAUGACCUGAAAGGAACAAAAUUGGCUUUCCUGUCUCUACUAAGCACCAUUUGAGGUGGCAUCCCUCGUUAGAAUUCCCUCAUCCCCACUCCAGCCAGUGGGUCAUAUUAAAAAUCUGAGCUUCCCUGGCUGAGUGGACUAGGAGUAGACACAUGACCCAAACUGGACAGGUCUUAUUUUCUCUUAGGAAAUUAGGAUUAACAGAGUCUGAACUGGUUGCUUGAACCAGGAGUAGUAGGGCAGCCAUGUACUUCAAGAGAUAAAGUAGUCUGCAGAGAGAAAGAAAUGAAACUAAAAUGUUCCAGAGAUGAAAAACGAUAUGGCCUGAAAGACAUAGACACACGUACAAACUGGCUGCCUAGUUGCUACCCUUCCAGAGGCCAUAUUAUUCAAUUUUUCCUCGGGUUCUAUGACCUAUUCCUCACUUUCUUAACAAAUAUAUUCCCUAUUUGACUUAAGAGAGUUUGAAAUGGUUGUAUAUGCUUUUGCAACUAAAAGAGCCUAAGACACUGUCAGACUUACGGAAGAAAUUCUCUCAUUGCUGUUUUUUAUUUUUAAUCUCAUUUCUCAGUCACACCCACAUAUAAUCCCAGAAUAUAUGUUAAUCAGGAAAUUAGUGGGGGACUUCCCGAUAAAGUAAGAUGCAAUAGGAAGGUAAAUGGCUUCUUUGCUUUUCAAGUUUCUUCAUACCCCAAUUAACAAAAACAGCAAAUGAAGGGAGGUUUGUUUACAGAGCAGAUUGGAUACAUCAGACCUUUUUUGGAACUACAAAAUUGUAUUAUAGAGGUUUUGAAGAACCAACAUAUUUGGCAGCUUCACAAGCCAUCUAUUUCUGACGAUUUCUGCUUUCCAGAACGGUAUAAAAUUACCUUUGUCGUGAGCCUUUGCUGUAUUCAGGCUAGCCAAAAUUUUAAGAUGGAAAAGUCUGAAGGUGUGUUCCUAAAGCUGCCCAGGCCCUGCUAUUGUACUGGCCAUGAACAAUGAUAGCCAAAUCUUUCAAAGAUAGAUCUUGCUCUUUAGAAACAAUUCCAAAUGUGUUUAGGGUUUUGUGUACCACAAUCAUUCAGCCCUAGCAUGCCACGCCCUGAGUUUAGUGCUCACUUAAAAUAAUCAUUUUUAAAACAUGCAUGGAAAAUAGAGGGGAACUGUGGACUGCUAAAAUCAUCAUCAUUUGUGUGGUUCAGGCAGAUUUCAAGGGGAAAUCUUGGGGCUUUUUCCAAGAAUGUUAUGAAAAUAUUAAAUUAUAAUGAUUGCUGCCAACAUGUUUUUAACUACUGUAGAAAAAGAAAACAACAACAACAACAAAAAUUCCAGCUAUUUUCUUAGUCAACACUCUGGACCUUGGAGAUGAUUGCACGUAAUUUGACUGCAGUUACUUUCCUUUUUUAGUUAAUUGUGUAAAACAUGUGGCAUAACUUCUAAUCCCUGUGGAGCUUUCAUUUGGGGUGGGGGUUGGGGGAGAAGCUGUUUUAAUUCUGGCUUUUGUUUCAGCCACUAAAUGUAAUGCCACAUGAUUGUUGACCCAACAGUAAUCCAGUUAAAAAACAGUCUUCAGAGUUAACUGCAUCAUCAAAAUUAACCCUGAUUACAUCAAAUUAUGUUGAAACAGACCACAGCUGUUUGCCCUGUUGAAGGAACUGCUUGAGAGCUCAUCCAGAAGAUACAUCUGGGUGUCAGGAAGAUACAUUUUGAUUUUUGUUUUUAUUUCUCAACACAAUUGUCAGAGGGAAACACCCUGUUCUCAGAAUGCUUGGUGGGAGCUGAAAACCUGGUGAUUCUCCAACUGUAAAGUCUUAUUAAUUCAAAAAGAGAAAGAAACCAAAGACCUCUUGGUUUAGUUUUCUAUAGGCAGGGUACAAGAAGAAGGAAAUUCAACUCUGUUGAGCACUGCUUUUGUCAGCAAAAAGAAGUGGAACUGACUACAAAAAAGGAUGGCGAGAUUUUCUUUGGUGGGAGGUAUGCAGUGGUGUGUUAGAUCUGGCUCAUACCAGUCGAUUGUUAUUUUGUCAGAAAUUUGAGAGCUUGUUUAAAAUCAACACUAUUGAAAUUAUAAUGCUAAAAAAACAAAAAGGAAAAUAAGUGUUGACAAGGAUGUGGAGAAAUCGGAACCCUCUUACGUUGCUGGUGGUUGUUGUCGUUAGGUGCCGUCGAGUCGGUUCCGACUCAUAGCGACCCUGUGCACAACAGAACGAAACACUGCCUAGUCCUGCGCCAUCCUUACAAUCGUUGUUAUGCUUGAGCUCAUCGUUGCAGCCACUCUGUCAAUCCACCUCCUUGAGGGUCUUCCUCUUUUCCGCUGACCCUGUACUCUGCCAAACAUGAUGUCCUUCUCCAGGGACUGAUCCCUCCUGACAACAUGUCCAAAGUAUGUAAGACGCAGUCUCGCCAUCCUUGCCUCUAAGGAGCAUUCUGGCUGUACUUCUUCUAAAACAGAGAUGUUCAUUCUUUUGGCUGUCCGUGGUAUAUUCGAUAUUCUUCGGCAACACCACAAUUCAAAGGCGUCAAUUCUUUGGUCUUCUUUAUUCAUUGUCCGGCUUUCACAUGCAUACGAUGCAAUUGAAAAUACCACGGGUUGGGUCAGGCACACCUUAGUCUUCAAGGUGACAUCUUUGCUCUUCAACACGUUACAGAGGUCCUUUGCAGCAGAUUUACCCAAUGCAAUGCGUCUUUUGAUUUCUUGACUGCUGCUUCCAUGGCUGUUGAUUGUAGAUCCAAGUAAAAUGAAAUCCUUGACAACCUCAAUCUUUUCUCCAUUUAUCAUGAUGUUGCUCAUUGGUCCAGUUGUGAGGAUUUUUGUUUUCUUGAUUGAUACAUUGCUAGUAGGACUGUAAAACGGUGUAAAAUCAUUUGGAACUUCCUUAAAAAGUUGAACAUUAAGUUACCAUAUGACCCAGCAGUUCCACUCCUAAGUAUAUUCCCAAGAAAUUGAAAAUACAGGCUCACGUAAAAACUUGUACAUGAAUGUUCACUGUAGCAUUAUUCAUAAUAGCUGAAAAAUGGAAGAAACCCACAUGUCCAUCAACUGAUGAAUGAAUAAGCAAAAUGUGAUAUAUCCAUAAAAGAAUAUUACUCAGACACAUAAAGGAAUAAAGAAGUUCUGAUAUAUGCUACAACAUGGAUGAACCUUGAAACCAUUAGGCUAAGUAAAAGAAGCCGCACACAGAAAGCCACAUGUCAUAUGAUUCCAUUUAUAUGAAAUGUUCAGAACUGGCAAAGACAUAGAUACAUGGUUGCCAGGGUAUAGUGGAGAGAUAAUGUAAAAUGACCGCUAACGGGUUGUUGUUGUAUGCCCAUUGGGUCAAUUCCGACUCAGUGACCCCAUAGGACAGAGUAGAAUUGCCCCAUAGGGUUUCCUAGGCUCUAAAUCUUUAGGGGAGCAGACUGCCACAUCUUUCUCCCACAGAGCAACUGGUGAAUUCGAACCCCUGACCUUCCGGUUAGCAGCCAAGCACUUAACCACUGAGUCGCCAGGGCUCCUUGCUAAUGGGUAUGGGAUUUCUUUUUGAAGUGAUGAAAAUGCCCUGGAAUUAGAUAAUAUGAUGGUUGCACGACUCUAAGUAUACUAAUAAAACUGAGCUGUAUAUUUUUAAAUGUUGAAUUUUAUGGUGUGUGAAUUCUAUCUUGAUAAAAAAAACUAUAAACUUAAGUUAAUAUUGAAAACAAAGGAUAUAAAUACCUAAAACUCAUCAUUUACCAAUUAUUUUGCUACAUUGUACUAUCAUCUCUACUCUUCGAGUUAUUUACGUCUAUUGCAUCUGUCACCCACGCGUCUGUUAGUCGUACUGUGGGGGCUCACGUGUUGCUGUGAUGCUGGAAGCUAUGUCACCGGUAUUCAAAUACCAGCAGGGCCACCCAUGGCGGACAGACUCCAGCUGAGCUUCCAGAUUAAGAGACUAGGAAGAAGGACCCUAGUGGUCUUCUGAAAAAAAUUAGCCAGUGAAAACCUUAUGAAUAGCAGCAGAACGUUGUCUGAUAUAGUGCCGAAGAUGAGCCCCUCGGGUUGGAAGGCACUCAAAAGGCGACUGAGGAAGAGCUGCCUCCUCAAAAUGGAGUUGACCUUAAUGACAGGGAUGGAGUCAAGCUUUCGAGACCUUCAUUUGCUUAUGUGGCAGGACUCAGAAAGAGAAGAAACAGCUGCAAACAUCCAUUAAUCUCAACGCUGAAUGUACGAAGUAUGAAUCUAGAAAUAUUGGAAAUUAUCAAAAAUGAAAAGGAAUGCAUAAACAUCGAUAUCCUGGCUGUUAGCCAAAAUGGACCGGUACUGGUCAUUUUAAAUUUGACGAUCAUAUGGUCUACAAUACUGGGUGUCUUAGUUAUCUAGUGCUGCUAUAACAAAUACCACAAGUGGAUGGCUUUAACAAAAAGAAAUUUAUUUUUUCACAGUUUUUUUUUUUUUAUUUUUUAUUAAGGUAGGCUAAAAGUGCAAAUUCAGGAUGUCAGCUCCAGGGCAAGGCUUUCUCUCUCUUUCAGCCUUCUAAUCAAUCUCCCUCUGGUCCAGGAGCUUUUCUACACAGGGCCCCAGGGUCCAAAGGAUGAACUUUGCUCCUGCCAGUGCUUUCUUGGUGGUAUGAGGUCCUUCUGUCUCUCUGCUUGCUUCUUUCUUUUAUAUCUCAAGGGAUUGCCUCAAGACACAAUCCAGUCUUGUAGAGUCAGCCCUGACUCACACAACUGCCUACCGUCCUCCCUCAUUAACAUCACUGAGGCAGGAUUUACAACAUAUAGGAAAAUCACACAGUACUGGGAGUCAUGGCCCAGCCAAAUUGAUAGCACACAUUUUGGGGGGAACAUAAUUCAGUCCAUGACACCGGGAAUGACAAACAGGAAUGCUGUCACGUUCAUUGUCAAAAAGCACAUUUCAAGAUCUAUCCUGAAGUAGUACAGUGCUGUCAGUGAUAGGACAAUAUCCAUACGCCUACAAGGAAGACCAGUUAAUACAGUUACUCAAAAUUACACACCAACCACUAAGGCCAAAGAUGAAGAAAUUGAAGAUUUUACCAACUUCUGCAGUCUAAAAUUGAUCAAAUAUGCAAUCAAGAUGCAUUGAUAAUUACUGGUGAUUGGAAUACAAAAGUUGGAAACAAGAAGGAUUGGUAGCUGAAAAAUACAGCGUUGGUGAUAGAAACAAUGCCGGAAAUCGCAUGAUAGAAUUUUGCAAGACCAACGACUUCUUCAUCGCAAAUACCUUUUUUCAACAACGUAAAUGGCGACUAUACAUGUGGACCUCGUCAGUUGGAAUACACAGGAAUCAAAUUGACUACAUCUGUGGAAAGAGGCAGUGGAAAAGCUCGAUAUUAUCAGUCAGAACAAGGCCUGGGGCCAACUUUGGAACAGAGCAUUAAUUGCUUAUACGCAAGUUCAAGUUGAAACUGAAGAAAAUUAUAACAAGGAGAGCCAAAGUAUGACCUUGAGCAUUUCCCACCUGAAUUUAGAGACCAUCUUAAGAAUAGAUUGGACCCAUUGAACACUAAUAACUAAAGACCAGACGAGUUGUGGAAUGACAUCCAGGGCAUCAUACAUGAAGCAAGCAAGAGGUCAUUAAAAAGACAAGAAAGAGUGUAAGGCAAGCUCUGGCCUGGUGUGGCCAGGCUUCAAGGCGAAGGCAGCACCAUCGCCACAGCCACCUAAGUGACCAUGCGAAGCCUAGCACAGCGGAUGGUGCCAGUGCAGCUUGAGUGUUCAUCCAUGUCCCCUUCCUCCUCUCCCCUCCUCCAUUGGGGGGGUCUUGCUUCCUACCCCUGCUCCAGUAGAGCUAUGCCUCCGAGUGGCUGCCGCCCACACCAGUUGUGGGACAUAAGGGAAGGUCCCUCAGGCUGGAGGUACUGUCCUGGCUGUGGAGCCACUACCUGGGAAGGAGAGAAUUUAUCCAAAGAUUAAAACUUGAGGCAACCCUGAAUGUGCAUGAUGGCUGUGGUUUUAAGACUUAGACUAUGAUUGACAAAGGCAGAAGAGAAGAGAAACAUCUUUACUGAAACAAACCUGAUGAUAUGAGCGUGCUAUGGCUGAUUAUUGAUAUGAGAGUCAGUGGACAAGUAAGGACUAGUGAUUACUGAAAAUCAAAAUAUAUUCAUUUACAUUCCUAAAGGUAUUAUUCUUGUUAAAUUGGGAUACCUCAUUUCAUUACAGAAGGUGAUCUAACACUGUACUUCUAAACUGUCUUUUGAAGAAAGUGAGAUACUACAAAAAAACAAACAUCUGGAGUUUAAGGGCAAGGAAUCUGUAUUUUAAUAUUUCAGGCAUUCUGUCCUAGGUGAACCAUGGACUACACUUUGGAAAAUACUGCUAUACCUGCCUCAUUGUAAACAUGAGACUAGAAAGACCAUUGGGGAAGAAAUAAUGAAGUGAAAAGAAGGUGUAGGUCCUAACCCUAAGAAAUCUAACAUUUAAAACUUGAAGAGAAAUUCAAGAGGGAAAAAAGUGCCUGUAGUCUUAUCCCCAAAACUGUUACCUUUUUCAUGCUGACUGAAAUUAGUCAGUCACAAAAGGACAAAUAUUGUAUAAGACCACUAUGAUUAAAACUCAAGGAAUAGUUUAAACAGAGAAGAAAACAUUCUUUGAUGGAUACGAGAGAGGGGAGGGAGGGAAGGAGGAAGAAGGGUAUUCACUAAUAGUAGAUAAGAACUACUUUUAGGUGAAGGGAAAGACAACACAGUAUAGGCAAGGUCAGCACAACUGGACUAAACCAAAAGCAAAGAAAUUUCCUGAAUAAACUGAAUGCUUCGAAGGCUAGCAUAGUAGGAGUGGGGGUUUGGGGACCAUGGUUUCAGGGGACAUCUAAGUCAGUUGACAUAAUAAAAUCAAUUAAGGAAACAUUCUGCAUCCCACUUUGGAGAGCAGCAUCUGGGGUCUUAAAUGCUAACAAGUGGCCAUCUAAGAUGCAUCAAUUGGUCUCAACCCACCUGGACCAACGGAGAAUGAAGACCACCAAGGACUCAAGGUAAUUACAAGCCCAAGAGACAGGGCCACACAAACCAGAAACUACAUUAGCCUGAGACCAGAAGAACUAGAUGGUCCCCAGCUACAACCAAUGACUGCCCUGACAGGAACAGAGAACCCUUGAGGGAGCAGGAGAGCAGUGGACUGUAGACCCCAAAUUCUCGUAAAAAGACCAGACUUAAUGGUCUGACUGAGACUAGAAGGACCCCAGUGGUCAUGAUCCCCAGACCUUCUGUUAGCCCAGGACAGGAACCAUUCACAAAGCCAACUCUUGAGACAGGGAUUGGACGAUGGGAUAGAAAAAGAUGCUGGUGAAGAAUGAGCUUCUUGGAUCAAGUUGGCAGUUGAGACUAUGUUGGCAUCUCCUAUCUGGAGGGGAGCUGAGAGGGCAGAGGGGGUUAGAAACUGGCAGAAUGGACAUGAUAAGAGAGUGGAGGGAAGGAGCGGCCUGUCUCAUUAGAGGAAGAGCAAUUAGGAGUAUAUAAAGCAAGGUGAAUAUAAAUUUUUGUAUGAGAGACUUGAUUUGUAAACUUUCACUUAAAGCAUAAUAAAAAAAAAUUUUUUAACUUUUUUCCUGUGUAUGUUUUUUAUAGUUCUAAUUAUGCUAUAAAUACAAUUUUUGAAAAAACCCAUUGCUAUCGAGUCAAUACAAUUUAGGUGCAUAUUAUUUAUUUUAAAACAAUCAAGUUUUUUGAGUCAAAGUAAUACACGCUUACACAAUUUGUGGAAAUUAACUAAAAAUGGAUCAAUGAGCUAAAUAUAAGAACUAAAAUCAUGUAACUCUUAGAAGAAAACAUAGGGAUAAAGUUUCAAGAUCUUGUUUUUGACAAUGGAUCCUUAGAUAUGACACCAAAAGCACAAGCAACAAAAGACAAAGCAGAUAAAUUGGGCUUCAUCAAAAUUAUAAACUUCUGUGUAUCAAAGGACUUUACUAAGAAAGUGAAGAGCCACCCUACAGAAUGGGAGAAAAUAUUUAGGAACCAUAUAUCUGAUAAGGGUUUAAUGUCCAGAAUAAAGGAUUCACACAACUCAACAACAAAAAGACAAAAAAAAAAAACAAUUAAAAAAUGGGCCAAGGACUUGAAUAGGUGUUACUCUAAAGAAGAUAUACAAAUGAGCAGUAAGCAUCUGAAAAGAUGCUCAAGGUCCUUCGUCAUUAAGGAAAUACAACUCGAAACCACAAUGAGAUACCACUUCCACUAAGGUGGAUGUUGUCCAAAAAAAAAAAAAACAAGUGUUGGUAUGUAUGUGGAGAAAUUGGAACCAACUGUUAACCGAGAGGCUGGCAGUUUGAAACCACUAGCAAUUCUACAGGAGAGAGACCUGGCCAUCUGCUCCUGUAAAGAUUACAGUCUAGAAAACCCUAUGGGGCAGUUCUGCUCUGUCACGUGGGGUCACUGUGCAUCUGCUGGGGGAAUGGUCUACCUCUAAACCUCCCAUCCAGGCUGCCUAAGUUAGGGCCUUGUACCCAGAGCAUUCUCUGAUAAGAAGGCUGGGAAUUGGGUCACUUUCUCCCACUGCCUUCUCCUUGUCAGAGAAGCCUUCCCCCCAUUCUGAGCACACAGUAACUUUGUCUCUUGGACAUAUACAGACACCAUAUGCAACUGGCCAACCCCACUUCUGUAUCUGUUCCCAGCAGGGAGGGAAUGGGUCUCUUGUACUACAGCACAAGAGGGGGGAGCAUGCCAGAUUGUAAGAGCCAACCUAGACUGAAGGAGAAACAGAUUUUGCAAAGCCAAACGUGAGCGCCCUCAUGUGGUCCGCUAGUUCACUAUCAGUUGCUGAGUGACUCUCACAUAAGUCCCUGGCAUGUAGCCACUAUUGUCCACCUCCACUGUAAAAACCUCUGUCUUCCUACUGUGGGGCACAGAGAUCUGCUUUGGUCCUGUGGCUACCCAGGACUGCCUUGUAUGUAAGUCUCCCUAGUAAACUCCUUUGCAGCCACACACACAAAAAAAAGACAGGAAAGAAAGAAAACACCAAAAUGAAUGUGAGAAGAGGCUCUGAAGCUUGCUGUUGAACAUCAAGUAGCUAAAGCGAAAGGAUGAAACUAUGAAGUAAAAGAACUGAACAGAUGAUUUCGAAGGGUGACUGGAGAAGACAAAGUAAAGUGUUACAAUGACGUGUGCAAAAACCUAAAGUUAGAAAACCAAAAGGAAGAACACACUCAACAUUUCUCAAGCUGAAAGAACUGAAGAGAAAAUUCAAGCUUUGAAUUGCAAUAUUGAAGGAUUCUGUGGGAAAAAUAUUUUGAUGCACGAAGCAUCAAAAGAAGAUGGAAGGAAUACACAGAGUCAUAUAUCAAAAAGAAUUGGUUGAUGUUCAGCCAUUUCAGGAGGUAGCAUAUGAUCAGGAACCAAUGGUACCAAGGGAGACCCAAGUUGCACUGAAGGCACUGGCGAAAAACAAGACUCCAGGAAUUGACAGAAUACCAAUUGAGAUGUUGCAACAAAUGGAUGCUGCACUGGAAAUAUUCACUUGUCUGUGCUAAGACAUUUGGAAGACAGCUACCUGGCCAACCAACUGGAAGAGAUCCAUAUUUAUGCCCAUUCCAAAGAAAGGUGAUCCAACAGAAUGCAGAAAUUAUCAAACAAUAUCAUUUAAUAUCACGUGCAAGUAAUAUUUUGCUCAAGAUCAUUCAAAAGUGGCUGCAGCAGUACAUUGACAGGGAACUGCCGGAAAUUCAAGCCAGAUUCAGAAGAGGAUGUGGAACCAGGGUUAUCAUUGCUGAUGUCAGAUGGAUCCUGACUAAAAGCAGAGAAUACCAGAAAGAUGUUUACCUGUGUUUUAUUGACUAUGCAAAGGCAUUGGACUGCGUGGAUCAUAACAAAUUAUGGAUAACAUUGUGAAGAAUGGGAUUCCAGAACACUUAAUUGUGCUCUUAAGAAACCUGUACAUAGAUCAAGAGGCAGUCAUUUGAACAGACAAGGAGAUACUGUAUUGUUUAAAGUCAGGAAAGGUGUGCAUCAGGGUUGUAUCCUUUCACCAUUUGUAUUCAGUCUGUAUGCUGAGUAGAUAAUCCUAGAAGCUGGACUAUAUGAAGAAGAACGGAGCCAUCAGGGUCGGAGGAAGACUCCUUAACAACCUGCGUUAUGCAGAUGACACAACCUUGCUUGCUGAAAGUGAAGAGGACUUGAAGCACUUACUGAUGAAGAUCAAAGACUACAGCCUUCGGUAUGGAUUACACCUCAACAUAAAGAAAACAAAAUUCCUCACAACUGGACCAAUAAGCAACAUCAUGAUGAACGGAGAAAAGAUUGAAGUUGUCAAAGAUUUCAUUUUAUUUGUAUACACAAUCAACACCCAUGGAAACAGCAGUCAAGAAAUCAAAAGACGCAUUGCAUUCAGAAACCUGCAGAAGACCUCUUUAAAGUGUUAAAAUUAAAGAUGGCUCCUUGAAGACUAAGGUGCGCCUGACCCAAGCCAUGGUAUUUUCAGUCACCUCGCAUGCAAAAGCUGGACAAUGAAUAAGGAAGACCGAAAAAGAAUUGACACCUUUGAAAUAUGGUGUUGGAGAAGAAUAUUGAAUAUACCAUGGACGAACAAAUCUGUCUUGGAAGUACAGCCAGAAUUCUUAGAAGCAAGAAUGGUGAGACUUUGUCUCUCAUACUUUGGGCACAUUCUCAGGAGGCAUCAGUCCCAAGAGAAGGACAUCAUGCUUAGUAAAGUAGUGCGUCAGCAAAAAGAGGAAGACCCUCGAUGAGAUGGAUUGACACAAUGGCUGCAAUGAUUGGCUCAAGCAUAGCAGUUUUGUGGGGCUGUCGCAGGACCAGGCAGUGUUUCGUUUUGUUGUGCGUACAGUCACUGCGACAAGAUGGCAUAUAACAGCAAUAACAUUGGGCCUGUAUGUUGGAAAUACUAAAUAAUGGUGUGGUACUGUGCUGUCUUUUCUCAACUCUGUAUUCAAGGACGUGAACUUGAUAGCUUGAAAUUGGCUAUGGGGAAGGGGAGUAUUUACACUAAAAAAAUUGGCCUACCCUACAAAUGAAGCCUCCCCGUUCCAGAAUCUAUUGUUAACCAUUUACCAGCACACCACUGGCUGUAUGGUUCAGAAAAUUAUUCUGGGUAACUGGAAAAAUUAGAGUUAGACAAGAUGAUCUCCUGAGGCCUUUGAAUCCCCCAUCAGAACAAAGGCUAGCAAAUCUGCACAACCACUAUGCAAGCAUCUAAUGCAGAAGAAAAUACAUUUCUGGUCAUUUGUUGGAUGAAAUCAUUUUGAAUCAGUGGACAUCAUUUUCUGAACUUCGCUUAUGUUGUGUCUGGUACACGGGAUAAAGUGCUAGAACCCCUGUAGGACUGUCACAGUGAAGCCAGAUACCAGAAUAACCACAAAGCAACUUAAUUCUUAGUCCUAGAGAGGUAGGUAUUGGGGAGUCUGUAAAAACAGUGUUGGCAUUUGGAAACCAAGGGUUGACACAGCUCUUUCAAGCCUGGGGGUAAAAGAAAUCAAAUAAGCCCAAAGGAGCCUUAGGUUUUGAAACUAAGCUUCUGCCAGUUUUCAUUUGACUGCAACUACUUUCCUUUUUUAGUUAAUUGACUCUUGGCUGAGAAUUUGAAUUUCCACCCCAAAUUAUCACCUGGGGAUCCUGUUAAAAUGUAGAUUCUGAUUCAGUAAAUCUGAAGUGGAAAGGCAAAUCCUAGCUGCCACAGAGCAAUUAGUACAGGCUCUGAUUCUUUACAAGGGAGAAACUUGGAAACUGGGCUUGCUCAAACUUUUCUUUUAAAUAAAGUUUAUUUCCAAAAAUAACCAGUUGGAAGCCCUGUUUUAAGUACCUUCAAAGAUACUACUCUCUGUUAUGCGCGGACUAGAGAGAUCUGGAUGCUUCAGGGGUCCCAGCCCCUACCCGUUAUCCUUCAAAGGUUGUUUGUUCAUUUCUCACGACAAACAUUUAAUGAGGAUUUAUUGUGUGUGCCUUGUGCCAAGCUGGGAGAAAGAAACAGCCCUGCCCUCAAGGAACUCACAGUUCCUUGACAUAUUUGCAGUACACUGUGAUAACCUGAUUUAUUAGGUCCAGUGUGAAUACAAAGAAAAGAAUGAAUAUGCUGGGGAGUAGGGAUGGUGAGAGGAGCCCUGGUGGCAAAGUGGUUAAGAGCUCGAGUGGUUAAGAGCUCAGCUGCUAACUGAAAGGUCAGGUAGCUGGAACCCACCAGCCACUCCUCAAGGGGAAAAAGACUCAGCACACAGCCUUGCAUACCCCAUGUGCAGUUCUACUCUGUGCUGUAGGGUCGCUAUGAGUCAGAGCCAACUCCACAGUCAUGGGUUAGUUAGGGACGGUGUGUUUUAGGGACAGGGGACUUAAUGUAUUCAAGAUGCAAUCUAAGGUAGGAGUUGUCUCUGGGUGCAACUGAUUUGCACCAGGAUCUGUGCAACACAAUGAUGGUACCACCUUCACCAGUGGCAGUGGAAAUGUCCCGGGAGCCUAGCUGCCACAGAGCAAUUAGUACAGACUCUGAUUCUUUACAAGGGAGAAACUUGGAAACUGGGCUUGCUCAAACUUUUCUCUUAGAGUUUAUUUCCAAAAUAUCUCCCACUGGGUGUAGAAUCAAGUAACUUCAGACUGUGAGCAGCCACAGACAGGGAGGAAACCCAAGUAGGUUCAAAUACACCCCAAGCUUACCACCAGAUAGAUCUCAGCCCCAACCAGAUGCCAAGAGUUGACCUAAGUCAGAGGGUAAUUUGAUGGGGGGAACCAAGUGGGCCCAAAGCCAGGUGGGGUUAAAAAGAUACAUAUCGCAACAAGACUGCGAGACAAGUGUCCUGCAAGUCCUCUGUUGAGGUGGCUCAGCUGGUCACACUGAUCUUGCAAGCAGCACUCAGCUCUGAAAUUAACCUGUCUACUAAAUCGAAGGGGAGAAAAGGCAGAAGGGCUAGGACACAGCUAUCCAUCCCCACCCCCUGUCCUAUCCCUGACGUCAGGCUUGGCGUGGGUGGUAUUAAUCACCCCAGCCUGGUGUGCAGUUGAGGACAGCUCUCCUCCCAGCCCUUCCAACCCGGCUCUGGGAGCGUUCCACCAGCCAUGCACCUGCCGCUGGCCACAAACCCUCAACUCCCAGACAGGCACGGAUGCAGGCUGUCGCUGACAACACUCAAAGCCACAGUGCACCCUUUAAAACCCAGGCUGUGGUGGGAGGAGGGGCGGGAAGCAACAAAACGUGGUACUUACGCUUUCCUCCCAGGUGUGAAUUUCUCUAACCUCUGCAAUGUCCCUCCCCACGACCCUGCCCACAAUAGGAUGGUCAUUUCCUGGAGAUUUAAUGAGAAUAUAAAAUUAAUGGCCCAAAGAGCUCCUUGGAGCCGGUCAUUAAUUCCCCCAGGAAACACCCCAAGGUCUGUAAUCGAAAUUGCCUAAAUUAUAGGCCAGCGAUGCAUACCCACGCAGGGCAGGGGGCUAGGUGGGGGGUAGGCAGAUAUCGUCCCAUGUGG
Messenger RNA from Loxodonta africana (African savanna elephant), 28006 nucleotides. It is a transcript of the gene NARS2, whose product is annotated as asparaginyl-tRNA synthetase 2, mitochondrial. The transcript is spliced from 14 exons. The coding region runs from base 325 to 1758 and encodes 477 amino acids. Gene Ontology annotation, molecular function: nucleic acid binding; asparagine-tRNA ligase activity; ATP binding. Gene Ontology annotation, biological process: asparaginyl-tRNA aminoacylation. NCBI's taxonomy places the organism in Eukaryota, Metazoa, Chordata, Mammalia, Proboscidea, Elephantidae. The record is from RefSeq and is a predicted model, not a curated record. Gene Ontology annotation, cellular component: mitochondrion.